Molecule: messenger RNA, 2884 nt
Organism: Miniopterus natalensis
Lineage: Eukaryota; Metazoa; Chordata; Mammalia; Chiroptera; Miniopteridae
Source: RefSeq, a predicted model, not a curated record
GAAGCCACAGGAGGUGUAUGAGCAGGGCAUUGCACCCCCCUACCCCCACCCCACCCCCCGCUGCCAACUGCAGUAUGGAUGGGGUGGGUUGAGUCAAGUAGGGGGUUCCCCAGGCCUCCAGCAGCACCAUGUGGGGUGAGGGGAGCACCCUUAUUUGGGGAAACAAGUUGUGACUGAUGAAAACAGUGGUGAGUAACUCUUGUUAGUUUCUCCUAGGCUGGCACUCUGGGGCGUCCCCUGUGCCCCCAGUGAGGACGGGGAUGCUGAGGCCCAUUGGAGCCCCACAGGCCCAGGACAACAGCGGGGGUGGCCGUCCUUGUUCCAUGUUCCAGCCACCACCAUCCCCCAACCUCAUCCUGCCAAGUCCUCCUGCUGUAGCUGGGGAAACCCUGGCCUCCCAGGACCCCCGAUGUGAGCCUUGUCAGAGGUCAGAGUGCUUGUUGGCUACUAAGGAAGGAAGGGGGAGGCACCCUGGGCUGGAAGAGUGUCUGGCUUUGAGGUUUACGUCCUAGUUCAGUCCUCUGCCUCAGUUUCCCCCACAGUUUCUCGGACCCAGGGACACCCAUGCCUCGUAGGCCCAGCUACCCUGCCCUGUGACUGGGGCCUGGUGCUUGCUUGCAGCUUUAAUGUCCUCUUUCAUGAAACAGCUAAGAGGCUGCAUGCCCUAACAGGUUGUGAUGCGAAGUGAAUCCACGCACUCGGUGCUUGGGCAGGGGUCUGCCGCCCACCUGGAUGCCCAGCAGCACCCGGCCGGGGCAGAUGAGUGAUAGCCUCCUGGGCACUGCACUGUAGGGCCUCGAACCCUAAUCCAGCGCCAGGAGCCCACCCCCACCCUGCUCACCAGCCUGGGCGGAGCGAGGGGCGGAGCGAGGGCGGGGCCGCAGACCUUUUCUCCUCGCGCCCCCGAGCACUGGCUGGGCGCGCUGCGCUUUCUGCUACGCUGUCUGAACCGACUCCACGUCCGUGAGUGGGUGAGUGGGGCCCCUGGCGGGGUGCGGGUCUGGUUGGAGAGUGGUACCCACAUGCCAAAGUUGUGAGUCCCUGUCAGGGCACACAAAAGAACCAACCAAUGAAUGCAUAAAUAAGUGGAACAACAAAUGGCUGUUUCACUCUUCUUUCAAAUCAAUAAUAAAGUAUAAGAAUAAAAGUCCGCUCUGCUUGCUCUCGUACCCGCUGGCUUCCUGCCAAUCCUGUGCCCCUAGCUUGCUGUGAUGGAGGCCGCAGCCCAGUUUGUGGUCGAGAGCCCUGAUGUGGUAUACAGCCCGGAGGCCAUUGAGGCGCAGUACGAAUACCGGACAACAAGGGUCAGCCGCGAGGACGGUGUCCUCAAGGUGCACCCCUCAUCCACGCGCUUCACAUUCCGGACCGCCCGGCAGGUCCCCCGGCUGGGGGUCAUGCUUGUCGGCUGGGGUGGCAACAACGGUUCCACGCUCACCGCUGCUGUGCUGGCCAACCGGCUUCGCCUGUCCUGGCCCACGCGCACGGGUCGUAAGGAGGCCAACUACUAUGGCUCGCUGACCCAGGCAGGAACUGUUAGCCUGGGCCUGGACACUGAGGGCCAGGAGGUGUUCGUGCCCUUCCACACGCUGCUGCCCAUGGUGUCGCCAGAAGACCUCGUGUUCGACGGCUGGGACAUAUCUUCGCUGAACCUGGCCGAGGCUAUGCGGCGCGCGCAGGUGCUGGAUUGGGGGCUGCAGGAACAGCUGUGGCCGCACAUGGAGGCCCUGCGCCCAAGACCCUCGGUCUACAUCCCAGAGUUUAUCGCAGCUAACCAGAGCGCACGCGCAGACAACCUCAUCCCUGGCACGCGCGCGCAGCAGCUGGAGCAGAUCCGCAGGGAUAUCCGUGACUUCCGGUCCUGCGCGGGGCUGGACAAAGUCAUCGUGCUGUGGACAGCGAAUACGGAGCGCUUCUGCGAACUGGUCCCAGGCCUGAAUGACACUGCUGAAAACCUGUUGCGUACCAUCCAGCUAGGUCUGGAGGUGUCACCUUCCACACUCUUCGCUGUAGCCAGCAUCUUGGAGGGCUGCGCCUUUCUCAAUGGGUCCCCGCAAAACACUCUGGUGCCUGGCGCACUUGAGCUCGCAUGGCAGCGCCGUGUCUUUGUGGGCGGAGAUGACUUCAAGUCAGGUCAGACCAAGGUCAAGUCUGUGCUGGUUGACUUCCUUAUCAGUUCUGGCCUCAAGACCAUGUCCAUCGUGAGCUACAACCACCUGGGCAACAAUGAUGGGCAGAACCUGUCAGCGCCGCCGCAGUUCCAUUCCAAGGAGGUGUCCAAGAGCAGUGUGGUGGACGACAUGGUGCAGAGCAACCCGGUGCUCUAUGCACCUGGCGAGGAGCCCGACCACUGCGUGGUUAUCAAGUACGUGCCAUAUGUAGGUGACAGCAAACGCGCAAUGGAUGAAUAUACAUCAGAGCUGAUGCUGGGCGGCACCAACACGCUGGUGUUGCAUAAUACCUGCGAGGACUCACUCCUGGCUGCGCCUAUUAUGCUGGACCUGGCGCUGCUGACAGAGCUGUGCCAGCGGGUGAGCUUCUGUACUGACUCAGAUCCGGAACCUCAGGGCUUCCACCCCAUGCUGUCACUGCUGGGCUUCCUCUUCAAAGCACCGCUGGCUCCACCGGGAAGCCCUGUGGUCAACUCACUCUUCCGACAGCGCAGCUGCAUUGAGAACAUCCUCAGGGCCUGUGUGGGGCUUCCACCACAGAACCACAUGCUUCUGGAGCACAAGAUGGAACGCCCCAGCCGCAAGCAAAUUGAGCAUGUGGCCACCGCCUGAGGUGGUGGCCAUACAGCUCCCAGCAACUCCUACCCCCUUUGCCUCUCUGGACCCACCCUUCCAGGCCUCCCCAAAGACAAUAAAGGCAUUGCCACUAUCAGCCA